Molecule: messenger RNA, 642 nt
Organism: Acanthosepion pharaonis
Lineage: Eukaryota; Metazoa; Mollusca; Cephalopoda; Sepiida; Sepiidae
Source: the annotation of a GenBank genome assembly
AUGUCUGUUCAUUAUCUAUCUAUCUAUCUAUCUAUCUAUCUAUCUAUCUAUCUAUCUAUCUAUGUUAAUUAUCUAUCUAUCUAUCUAUCUAUCCAUCUAUCUCGUUCAUUUUCUAUCAAGGUUAAUGACUGUUUUUCAUUUUUUCUUUCAACAAUUAUUCGACUUUUCUUUUUGUUAAUAUCUAUCUAUCUAUCUAUCUAUCUAUCUAUCUAUCUAUCUAUCUAUCUAUCUAUCCCAUUCUCUUCAUUUUCUAUCUAUCUAUCUAUCUAUCUAUCUAUCUAUCUAUCUAUCUAUCUAUCUAUCUAUCUCAUUCUCUUCAUUUUCUAUCUAUCUAUCUAUCUAUCUAUCUAUCUAUCUAUCUAUCUAUCCCAUUCUCUUCAUUUUCUAUAUAUCUAUCUCAGUGUAAUUAUAUCUAUCUAUCUAUCUAUCUAUCUAUCUAUCUAUCUAUCUAUCUAUCUAUCUUCACUUGAAUUUCAAAGAGUGUCUUUAAGGAAUUUCUUUCUAUCUUUCUUUCUUUCUUUCUUUACCGAUUUUUUUAUUUCAUUCUUUUCACUGCAAUCAUUUUUCUUUCGUCUUUUUCUCCAUUUUGCUUUUCAUUCGAGGCAACCUGAUAUUCUCUUUUCUUUCACUCAGAACAAAUGA